GCGGGCGCGGGCGGCGCGCGGAGGAUCGGCGCGCGCGGGCCUGUGGCGGCCGAUCCUGACGGAGCGAUGUGGAGCGGGCACGGGAACUUGGACGGCGGGUUCGGCACCAUGGGCGGCGCGGGGCCCCCGGGCGGAUACCUGCAGUCCCCGGGGGGGUUCGGGUCGCCCGCCGGCGCCCAGGCGGAGAAGAAGCAGCGGAGCCGCUCGCAGAACAUCGUGCCCUGCACGGUGUCGCAGCUGCUGGCGGCGGAGCAGGUCGACGAGGCGUUCCGGAUCUGCGACGUGGAGAUCUCGCAGGUCACCGUGGUGGGCAUCGUCCGGCACGCGGAGAAGGCGCCCACCAACAUCCUCUACAAAGUGGACGACAUGACGGCAGCGCCGAUGGACGUCAGGCAGUGGGUUGACACCGAUGAGGCAGGAGGUGAGAAUGUCGUGGUACCUCCAGGAACUUACGUCAAAGUAGCUGGGCACCUCCGUUCCUUUCAGAAUAAGAAGAGCUUGGUGGCAUUUAAGAUCAUGCCUCUGGAAAAUAUGAAUGAGUUCACCACACACAUACUAGAGGUUGUCAAUUCACAUAUGAUCCUCAGAAAAAAUCUUAUGUCAGCAUCGAGUGCGCCGCCGUCGUUUUCCUCCACUGGGAUCAGAGACAUGGGAGGCUAUGGAGGAGUUGGCAGCCUGCCAGUGAACGGGCUCACAGCACACCAGAGCCAGGUGCUGAACUUGAUAAAAAGCUGCCCUGUCCCAGAAGGUAUGAGCCUGCAAGAGCUGAAGCUUCAGCUCCACAGUAUGAGCAUGUCAACAAUCAAGCAAGCCGUGGAAUUCCUCAGCAGCGAGGGACACAUCUACUCCACGGUGGAUGAUGAUCACUAUAAGUCAACAGAUGCUGACUGAAGUUCCCUCCAGCUUAAUUUACUUCCAAAAAAAUGCUUGUCCCUGUUUCAAGAUACCCUGCCAAGCUCAGUGACAUGGAGGGUGAUCUUUUCUCUCUGUAGACGGUCCCAGUUACUCUGUGAAUGCCUCCUCAUGGAAUUCCAGGACACGCAGAAUGUACAGGAUUCUGUUAACUGGACUUGAUUCUAUGCUGUGACCAUGUGAAUGAAAGCAUAAAUAGACACAGGAAAAGUGAACUCCUCAAAGCUUCAGAACCUUCACUUUGUCUUGGCUCCUUAAAAGAUGCCUGUUAGAAAGAGGAACCUCUUUCUAAUCUUUGUUUCUAGAGCUGUUUCUCCUAACUCAGCUUCCCUUCUAUUCGUUCACAAAGUGGGUACCAUUCCACUAAUGUACAGCAAUCAUGAAAAGAUUUUUUUAUUUUUUAGUUUGUGCGUUUAAAUCUAUAUUUGUACUAGAGGUGAUCUUGUUACUAGAGCUUUUGAACAUUUCCAAUAAAACUUUAACUUGA
This is a messenger RNA of Myiozetetes cayanensis, 1399 nucleotides long. RefSeq names its product replication protein A2 (gene RPA2). The record is from RefSeq and is a predicted model, not a curated record. Gene Ontology annotation, cellular component: DNA replication factor A complex; chromosome, telomeric region; nucleus. The coding region runs from base 67 to 891 and encodes 274 amino acids. NCBI's taxonomy places the organism in Eukaryota, Metazoa, Chordata, Aves, Passeriformes, Tyrannidae. The transcript has 9 exons. Gene Ontology annotation, molecular function: DNA binding. Gene Ontology annotation, biological process: DNA replication; double-strand break repair via homologous recombination; nucleotide-excision repair.